Messenger RNA from Miscanthus lutarioriparius, 885 nucleotides. The record is from the annotation of a GenBank genome assembly. Lineage: Eukaryota; Viridiplantae; Streptophyta; Magnoliopsida; Poales; Poaceae.
AUGGAUGGGAAGUCUAAAGGCGACAAUCUACAUGUCGUGUGUUUCAAUUGUGGGCAAAUUGGGCAUCUUCAUUCUUCUUGCAAUAGGCCGAAAGUUUGCUUUAUCUGUUAUAGUUCUAAGCAUGUGGUGGAUCUCUGCCCUGAAUGGAAAAAGCCAGCAAAAUCUGCACAGUAUUUUGGCAGCGCCAACAAGGGUUUAGGUUUUUAUUACAUUGAUGUGGAAGAUUCAGAAGAUAGGUUCAAGCACUGGGUUAGGCUAGAUAAUUUUGGUGUGAUUACUAUUGAGAAAGGUGAGAUUGAUGAGGAAGAUAGAAAGGUUGAGAACUUGGUGAUUGGCGAGGCUUCAGUUUUUUACCUAAACAGACCUAGUGUUGUUGGCUCUCUUAGUGUGUGGAAUGGGGAGAUUGAACCAACAGGAAGUCUGACUGAGGUUUGGGUCCUGAUCCAAGGAAUACCACCAAAAUGGGUAGACUGGAAAACCAUGAGUGAAGUGGCUUUAGGCCUGGGAAGGUUGAUAGAAGUGGAUUGGCAAGCUCUGUUCAACAGCUUUUUCAGCACAGUGAGGGCGAAGGUCCUGUGUAAAGACCCCACAAAGAUCCCAAAGGAGAGGCUAUUUGUCUUCAAAGACAAGAUACAUCUGAUCAUGUUCACACUUGAGGGCUAUGAGCAAGUUGAUAACAAUACUGAUGGUGGAUCUAAUAAAGGGGGAGGUGCUGAGAAGAAGGGAGAAGAGCAUUUAGAGGAUGAUAUUCCACACCCUGAAAAUGGGGAUGAUAAUGGUCCUAGUGAUGAUGACAAGGAUAAGGAGCAAACCCAAUUUGCUACAAAGUCUCAGGGGAGCAAGAGUGCUCCUGUGGGGAGCAGGAAUGUGAAAAGGGCUCUAUAG